AUGGCGGCGGCUGCGGUGUCCGGCGGCGCCGGGGGGGCCCCGCUCGUGGCCCCGGGCCCCCGCCUGGCCCCGCCGCCCACCGCGGGCCGUCCCCCGGGCCCCGCGCGCAUCGGCUACUACGAGAUCGAGCGCACCAUCGGCAAGGGCAACUUCGCCGUCGUCAAGCUGGCCACGCACCUCGUCACUCGCGUCAAGGUCGCAAUAAAGAUCAUUGACAAGACUCAGCUGGAUGAAGAGAACCUCAAAAAGAUUUUUCGAGAAGUGCAGAUUAUGAAGAUGCUGUGCCACCCCCAUAUCAUCAGAUUGUAUCAGGUCAUGGAGACGGAGAGAAUGAUUUAUCUGGUCACGGAGUAUGCCAGCGGAGGGGAGAUAUUUGAUCACCUGGUGGCUCACGGACGAAUGGCUGAAAAAGAGGCUCGGAAGAAGUUUAAGCAGAUAGUAGCAGCUGUGCACUUCUGCCACUGUCACCAUAUUGUCCACAGAGACCUGAAGGCCGAGAAUUUGCUGCUGGAUGCAAAUCUGAACAUCAAAAUAGCAGAUUUUGGAUUCAGUAACAUCUUCACUCCUGGUCAGCUACUGAAGACCUGGUGUGGGUCCCCCCCUUACGCUGCCCCUGAACUUUUUGAAGGGAAGGAGUACGAUGGGCCGAAAGUGGACAUCUGGAGCCUUGGGGUGGUGCUCUAUGUGCUGGUGUGUGGGGCCCUGCCCUUCGAUGGCAGCACGCUGCAGAACCUGCGGGCGAGGGUGCUGAGCGGGAAGUUCCGCAUCCCGUUCUUCAUGUCAACAGAGUGUGAACAUUUGAUCCGCCACAUGCUGGUGCUGGAGCCGAGCAAACGGCUCUCCAUGGAGCAGAUCUGCAAGCACAAGUGGAUGAAGCUUGGGGAAGCAGACACCGACUUCAGUACAUUAAUAGCAGAAUGUCAGCAGCUGAAAGCCGAGAGGCAGCUGGAGCCCCUGAAUGAGGAGGUGCUGCUGGCCAUGGCGGAGAUGGGGCUGGAUAAGGAGCGCACCCUCCAGUCGUUGAGGACAGAGGCCUACGACCACUACAGUGCAAUCUACAGCCUUCUCUGUGAUCGCCAGAAGAGGCAUAAAACCCUGCGUACUUCGGCCCUGCCCAGCCUUCCCCGGACUCUGACCUUUCCAGCACCUGCCAGUCUCCAGGCAGAACCUGCUGGCAACCCAGUGAGCCUCAGCGUCCCACAAGUGCAGCUCAUCAACCCAGACAACCAGAUAGUCGAGACGGAUGGUACCAUGAACCUGGACAGCGAUGAAGGAGAGGAGCCAUCUCCCGAAGCUCUGGUCCGUUACCUCUCCAUGCGAAGACACACCGUUGGUGUGGCUGAUCCUCGCACUGAGGUGAUGGAGGAUCUGCAGAAGCUGCUCCCCGGCUUCCCGCGAAUCGCCCCACAGGCCCCGUUCCUGCAGGUGGCCCCAAAUGUGAACAUGGCAGCCAACAUGCUUCCCAUGCAGCACUUGCAGCCGACCGGCCAGUUGGAGUACAAGGAGCAGUCUUUGCUGCAGCCGCCAACGCUGCAGCUGCUGAAUGGGAUGGGGCCGCUGGGGCGCAGGGCCUCCGACGGGGGAGCCAACAUCCAGCUGCACGCCCAGCAGCUCCUGAAGCGUCCUCGAGGCCCAUCUCCCCUCGUGACCAUGACACCCGCAGUGCCUGCUGUGACCCCCGUGGACGAGGAGAGCUCGGACGGGGAGCCAGACCAGGAAGCCGUGCAGAGAUACUUGGCCAAUAGGUCAAAAAGGCACACCCUGGCCAUGACCAACCCCACCGCGGAAAUCCCGCCCGACUUGCAGAGGCAGCUCGGACAGCAGCCCUUCCGCUCCCGGGCCGCACACCUGGCACCUGACCAGCACCGCUACGUCUACAAGGACUCGAACACGCUGCACCUCCCCACAGAGCGCUUUUCCCCAGUGCGCCGUUUCUCGGAUGGGGCAGCCAGCAUCCAGGCCUUCAAGGCGCAGCUGGAGAAGAUGGGCAACCACAGCAGCAUCAAGCAGCUCCAGCAGGGCUUAUUUCAGGAGUGUGAGCAGCUCCAGAAGAUGUACGGGGGCCACAUGGACGAGAGGACUCUGGAGAAGACGCAGCAGCAGCACUUCUUGUACCAGCAGGAGCAGCACCACCAGAUCCUUCAUCAGCAGAUCCAGGACUGCAUCCGUCCGCCACAGCCUUCCCCCCCCUUGCAAGCAGCGAGCGAAAACCAGCCAGCUCUGCUCACUCACCAGCUCCAGAGAUUACAGAUCCAGCCCUCCAGCCCACCCCCGAGCCACCCCAGCAAUCAUCUCUUCAAGCAGACGGACAGCAGCCCCCCGCCCGUUAGCAGCAGCCUGCUCCAGACCCACAGUGCAGCCUCCCAGACCCCGUUCCAGGGCGGGACGCCAUCGCCUCCGCCUCCACACGGCAACAUCUUCCAGCAGCCUGGGAACCGCUCCCCGCCCCCUAACCUGGCCUUGCCCUGCCUGGGCAUGCAGCAGCCGGGGCAGCCCGUCCCUCUCCCGAUGCAGGAGCCUGGCGACCUCAUGCAGGGCAGCAGCCUUCUGCAGGGCGGGCGGGGCUUGCCCAUGCCCCCCAGUGCCAGUCCGCUGCAGAUGCACCAUCGUGCCAGUCUGAUGGCCUCCCUGACCUACGGACACCGGCCCCUGUCUAAGCAGCUCAGCGCAGACAGCGCCGAGUCCUCCCACAGGUACCCAUCCACCACAGGCUACACCCAGGCACACCUCCACCCCCAGCUGUUCCCUGAGCCGUCCCGCGUCUCUCCGAGCAGCUUCGGCCCCGCGGCCCCCGCUGGCUUUCCUCCGGCCCCAGCCCUGAAGGUGCCACUCCUGGAGCAGUUCCCGGGCUUCCCCCAGAGCAGCCAGCAGCAGCACUACGCGGCCUCCGCCCUGCACCAGGCCUUGCUGUCCCCGACCCCGCCAGACUACAGCCGGCGCCAGCAAGUGCCCCCCAUCCUGCAGGGGCUGCUCUCUCCCCGCCACUCGCUGGCCGGCCACCCGGACCUGCGGCUGCCCCAGGCGGAGGUGGCCCAGCUGAUCAAGCGACGGCAGCAGCAGCAGCAGCAACAGGACUUCCAGGAGCUGUUCCGGCAGAUGAGCCAAGGGGAGGCGGGACAGGGGCUCCCCAGCAUGGCCCAGAAACUCUCUGACCGGCCUCCCCUGGUUUUGCCUUACCAAAACACUGACCUCUACCACCCCCACGCCAGCCCCCAGCCCCUCUUGAAAGUCAGGGGACAGGACUGCCUCUCGCACGUCUCGGGGGCGGCCCGCGGAUACGCCCCGCCUUCGGCCCUGCUGCACUCGGAGAGCAUGGAGGAGGAGGAGGAAGCGGCGGACUGCUUGUGCGAGGGGCCCAGGGACCCUUUCCCAGGCCACAAGACCAAAGGCUGCCCCGAGACGCGGCUCCUCUUAAGCGUCGGGGGGCCUGGGGACUCGGACUCUUUGUUUGGGCCUGCCAAGGGUGAGCCAGAGCUGGGAGCACACCUGUAUCGGCCCCAGGCCGUCUCUCCCUUCUGUCGGAGCGAAGUGCCCUGCCCAGACCCCAUGGUCACCGGUGGCCAGGAGAGGACCUCGCCCGGGCACAUGGAGAUGGCCGAUGCGGAGGGGCUCACGGCCUACCCAGUGAGAAUGAUUCCUGCCGCGCACCCCAGAUCCCGGCCCCUGCAGAGACACCACACCAUCCAGAACAGUGACGAUGCCUAUGUGCAACUGGACCCUUUGCUGGGCAUGAGCCUCAUGGCAGGGAAAGCACUUAGUUCUGCCCGGAUGGCCGAUGCUGUUCUCAGCCAGAGCUCCCUGGUGGGCAGCCAGGCCCUCCCCGAGGGAGAGAGGAGGGAUGGUGGGGAACAGCUGGAAGGCCAGGAGCAGCCCGGCUUGGGUGAGGGCAGCCAGCAUCUCAACGCCUCUUGCUACCCCUCCACCUGUGUCACUGACGUCCUGCUGAGCUACAGGCACCCGGAGCUUCCCUUCGGGGUGGAGCAAGCGGGGGUCUAGCAAGCCGAUGGCAGCCGGCUGGGUACCGCUCCGAAGCGAAAAGGUCCAUUUCAAACCGACAGUAUCUUGCAGCCUUGCACCAAACAGCCAUCGCAUUUCUCUGGGAAGGAAACCUCAUGGCGGUGGUGACUCUUCCUCCUCCUCCUCCUCCUCCUCCUCGUUGGUCCAAGAGCGUGCUUGUCCCUUUCGGAUGUUCGUUAUUGCCAUAUUUGCCUGUGAUGCCAGCUGUUCCGGAAGCGCCAACCGCCCCUCUGGGGGCUGCAGAGAUGGACUGACCACAACCCCAAGGGUAGCAGGCGCCUCCCUGGCCUCGCUGGAGCCAGCAAUAAGCAGACUUUGGGACGGGCCUUUCCAGGGGCCGAGGGGCUGGGCUGGGGCCGUCUUCAUGCCUGCCUGCCUGCCUGCCUUCUGUUGCUCGACAGCCCCCCACCCCCCACCCCCUCUGGAUUCAGGCUCUCUCUUCCCCCCCCCCCACCCCCCCCGGUCCUCUUCUGGCCGCGGUGCAAUAUUGCUUUUGUGUCUCAUUUAUUGACUUUUCUGUGUUUGGAUUUUGUCAUUGUGCUCAAACAACCUUUUUUUCUCUUUUUGUACCUCUUUUUCAUUCAUAUCAUGUGCUAUCUUUCCUUUUUUAGUUUAAUUCUGAGAAAGUUUGGUUCUUGUUUUUUAACUUGUUUCCCUCCAGAUCAUGUAGGAAUUUGUUUCAGUAAAUUUUUUGGUAUUAUUAUUAUUAUUAUUAUUAUUAAUAUUAAUAAAUUAAUUCAGAAUGCCUUCCUGCCCCAGGCCGUGCUGCUUAACCCCUGCUCCCUCCCCCUCUCUCGGCUCUUCCCCGGGCCUGGCAUCUCUGCUCCGGCCUGCCCUGCCCUCCGGAGGAGCCCUCCUUUUCAGGCACUGACUGGGCGAAGAGGCCUUUGUGUGCCUCAGAGGGCUUGGCAUCGUCUCUCUGCCUUUGGGGACCUACGGAAGCUUCCCCCCGAAUUCCUGUUACUGACUCUUUGGAAGAGUUUUUUUUAAAGGGCAGCCUCCCUGCAGCUCUCCGGAUCGGCACGGAAGCUCAGGGUCCCUUGGAGGGCUGAUUCUUUGGCUGAGCCCCCUCCCCUUCGGGAGCACCUGGUCUCCUCCUCUGGGCCGGAUCAGAACUGGAGCUCCCGUUUCUAGGAGGAGGGGGGAACCGAAGGUGGCCCCCCCCCCCCCCCUCCACCAGCUCUGGACUCCGGCUUGUUUGCCCUCCUGUUUACAUUACCUGGGAGGUGACAGCAGCACCCCCCCUCCCCCCCCCAGCCCUAUUCCAACAGGCUGGGGGGUGGGGCAUGCCGGGCUGGGCUGUUUUGCAGUAUCACAUUUUUGUUUGUUUUCAGUUUUGGGAUUUUUUUAAUUGUUGCUUUGUAUUGUAUAAUCAGUACUUACAGUAUAUGUUGAAUGUAUAACAUACUUUGCUAUAAUUUCUGUUUUGGGGAAAUGUCCAGAGUAUUUUUCUCAUUUAUGUUGGACUAAAACAAGAGCCUACACACACACACACACACACACACACACACACACACACACAGAGAGGUCCCCCAGGUUUUCAGUAAAUUCUUAGUUCAGUUUUGGGUGGGUGGGCUGUUUGCAACUAGUUGUUCAAAUAAACCCUCGAUUCUGAUUGGCUCUCA
This is a messenger RNA of Pantherophis guttatus, 5642 nucleotides long. It is a transcript of the gene SIK3, whose product is annotated as SIK family kinase 3. The record is from RefSeq and is a predicted model, not a curated record. Gene Ontology annotation, molecular function: tau-protein kinase activity; ATP binding. Gene Ontology annotation, biological process: protein phosphorylation; intracellular signal transduction; microtubule cytoskeleton organization. Gene Ontology annotation, cellular component: cytoplasm. Lineage: Eukaryota; Metazoa; Chordata; Lepidosauria; Squamata; Colubridae.